AAUUCGCUUUCUUCUUCCUUCGGCAACCGCUUCUUCCUUCCUUCCUUCUCUAGUCUUUGUGAUCAAAACUUUAUCCAUCGAAACUCCCCUUUGAUUUCAUCUACUCUUAAGAGAAUGGAGAACCCAAAAAACUCUCCCGAUCCUUCGUCUCCUCCUCCUCCUCGCUCUACUUCUUCUUCAGGCCUCCCUUUCUCUAAGAGUAAAUGCGCGAUUUGUUUAGAUGAGAUUAGGCAGGAAGACGGCAAAGCAAUAUUUACUGCAGAGUGCUCACAUUCGUUCCACUUCGGUUGCAUCACCUCCAACGUGAAACACGGCAACAGGAUCUGCCCUUUGUGUAGAACCGAGUGGAAACAAGUCCCUUUGUUUGUUAAUGACCGUGUUGUCCCUGCCCCUACCUUUCCGGUUCAAACCGGUUUUGAAGAUGAUGAGCCUUUACCUCAUGGAGUAGCAGUGAGUCAGCCUUCUGGUGUUGCUGCUGAACAUCAAGCUCUGGAGAUUAAACUUCUCCCACAAGUCUCCGCGGUUGAAAAGUCUGUUGCUCGCGUCGAUUUCGCUGUUCUGGUUCAUCUCAAGGCCGCGGAGGGAGCGAGUGAUGAUAGACCAGCAACACGUGCGCCUUUGGAUCUCAUCGCGGUUCUUGAUGUGAGUGGUAGCAUGGAAGGAACGAAGCUGCACCUUUUGAAAAACGCUGUUGCGUUUGUGAUUGAUAAUCUCGGCGAGACGGAUAGGCUUUCAGUGAUUGCCUUCUCCUCCGGCGCUCGCCGGCUGUUCCCUCUCAGGCUCAUGUCUGAGAGGGGAAAGCGCGAGGCAAUCCAGGCUGUUAACUCCCUGGUCGCUGGCGGCGGGACCAACAUCGCGGAAGGGCUCAAGAUUGGUGCUAGAGUGAUUGAGGAUAGGAGGUGGAAGAACCCUGUCUCAGGGAUGAUGCUGUUGUCUGAUGGGCAGGAUAACUUCACUCUUUCUCGCUCUCAUUCUCAUUCUCUGGUUCGUCCAAGAGCUGAUUACCAGUGUCUGAUUCCGAGUUCUCGGAUUCCGAUACAUACAUUCGGGUUCGGCGCUGAUCACGACGCCGAGCUGAUGCACACUAUCUCGCAAGUCUCGAGCGGUACCUUCUCGUUCAUCGAGACGGAGACCGUGAUUCGGGACGCGUUCGCGCAGUGCAUUGGCGGGCUUCUCAGCGUUGUGGCUCUUGACCAAGUCGUUGAGAUCGAGUGCCUUCACGAGGAAGGGCUGAAGAUAUCUUCUAUCAAAGCAGGAAGCUAUAGAAGCAGAGUCUCGUCUGAUGGGAGAACCGCCAAGAUCGAUGUUGGCGACAUGUACGCAGAAGAAGAAAGAGACUUCCUCGUGAUUCUCGAGAUCCCUCGUUGCGAGGACGAGUCGAUGCCGUUGGUGAAGAUCAGAUGCGUUUAUAAAGAUGCUGUAAGCAGAGAGAUAGUCCGCGUGGAGUCGGGAGAGCUUAGCAUUCAAAGGCCGGAGCAGCUGACGGGAGAAGAAGUUGUGUCUGUAGAGGUUGACAGGCAGCUAAACAGGUUCCUUGUGUCAGAAGCUAUGUCUGAGGCUAGGGUUUUAGCGGACGGUGGUGACCUGGAGGGGGCGGUUGGGAUUCUGAGGAACCGUGAGAGGGAGUUGGCAGAGACGCAGUCUGCUCGGGCCAGAGAUGGGCUUUGUCUGUCGCUGUCUUCAGAGCUUGGUGCUUUGCAAGAGAGGAUGACUAGCAGGAGGAUGUACGAGAGAUCAGGUCGAGCCUAUGCUUUCUCUAGCAUGAGCUCGCAUUCGGCACAAAGGGCAACGGCUCGUGAACCCGUAUGCGGGUCGGCCGCGCCGCAGGCUUAUCAGACGCCUUCAAUGGCUAGAAUGGUGAGUAGGUCUCAGGAGCUGGGGAUUAAAAGCCCUAAACCGUCUCCUGCUCGUCGAGACCGAAGCUGAAUUUGAGAGAAAAGAGACUAGUUAUAAUGGUUGUGUGUUGAUUGCUUUGCUUUGCUUGUUUGGUUUUAUAUGGUUUGAUUAAAAACUGAGUUGGUUCAGUCUGAUCUCUAUGGGACAAUUGCUGUUUUUUUUUUUCAGAAGUCAUUUCAGAUUUGAUGAAGUUAAAAAUGUUUUAAAAAUUGGUUUA
Molecule: messenger RNA, 2113 nt
Organism: Brassica oleracea var. oleracea
Lineage: Eukaryota; Viridiplantae; Streptophyta; Magnoliopsida; Brassicales; Brassicaceae
Exons: 2
Coding region: 115-1926 (603 amino acids)
Source: RefSeq, a predicted model, not a curated record